Solanum dulcamara is the source of this 1630-nucleotide messenger RNA. Its product is annotated as pathogenesis-related genes transcriptional activator PTI6. The transcript has a single exon. The coding region runs from base 566 to 1315 and encodes 249 amino acids. The record is from RefSeq and is a predicted model, not a curated record. Gene Ontology annotation, biological process: regulation of DNA-templated transcription. Lineage: Eukaryota; Viridiplantae; Streptophyta; Magnoliopsida; Solanales; Solanaceae. Gene Ontology annotation, molecular function: DNA-binding transcription factor activity; DNA binding.
UUGUGUUUCAAAUUGUAUGUCCCAGUGUGGAAUCGUAUCCAAAUCGGGCCCCAAGCUGGUAUAUCUACGUGGUAUAUGUGGCCUUUCAGAGUUGUAUAUUUCUGCCCAAUUGCCAAUACUCAGUGCACUAUAUAUCUUGAGUGGAGAGCAAAAACUCCUACCUUCUCUGUUUAUAGCUCCUCACUCUCAUUUUCCUCCCUUUGGCUUUAGUCUACUAAUUUUAUUGCAGAAGAAGAAGAAUUAUACUCAGAGUUAGAGCUUAUUUCCCGCCAAAACAACAAAGAAAUUAAUCUUUUUUCUUUUUCCACCCAUCAACUUGUUUCGCAAAUCAUUGUAUUUGUACCAGUGUACUCUCCAACUUUUUCCACAGUUUCUUCUUUAGCAAUAAUAUUAGUGACUAAAGCCCAUAUAAAUUUAUUCACUCCAACCAGUUCUUGAUUGUUCUGAUACUGCAAAAAGAUGGAAAAUUUUCGCUCUACUUGUAUGAUGGUAUUUUUUUUAAUGUUUUUUCUGUGCUCAAUUUGUUCCUUUUGAGAAAAAAUCUUUUGAUCACUUUGGUGUAGCCAUGACGGAAAAUUCAGUUCCGGUCAUUAAAUUCACCCAACACAUAGUAACUACAAACAAGCAUGUUUUUAGUGAGCACAGUGAAAAACCCAAUUCAGAGACAAAGGUUUUACAGAGAGUUGUGAGGAUUAUACUUACAGAUGCUGAUGCUACAGAUUCUUCCGACGAUGAAGGACGAAAUACUGUACGCAGAGUGAAGAGGCACGUGACGGAGAUCAACCUCAUGCCGUCACCUAAAUCGAUAGGUGACAGAAAACGAAGAUCGGUUUCAUCAGAUUCUGACGUCACUCGCCGGAAAAAGUUCAGAGGCGUUCGUCAAAGGCCGUGGGGUCGUUGGGCAGCAGAGAUUCGGGACCCGACCCGGGGGAAACGGGUAUGGCUGGGAACUUAUGAUACACCAGAGGAAGCAGCUACCGUUUACGACAAAGCUGCAGUUAAGCUCAAAGGUCCCGACGCUGUUACCAAUUUUCCGGUAUUAACAACGGCGGAGGUAACUGUAACGGAAACGGAAUCGGAUUCUGUUGCCGACGGUGGAGAUAAAAGCGAAAACGACGUCGCUUUGUCACCCACCUCAGUUCUCUGUAACGAUGAUUUUGCGCCGUUUGAUAACCUGGGUUUCUGCGAAGUUGAUGCUUUUGGUUUCGACGAUGAUUCACUUUUCCGGCUGCCGGAUUUUGCUAUGUCGGAGAAAUAUUACGGCGAAGAAUUCGGCGAGUUUGACUUUGACGAUUUUGCCCUUGAAGCUCGAUAGUAGAGCGGGGGCUAUUUCGUCUAUUUUAGUAAGAUGGGGGUCACUGGUUAGUUGACUGGUGACGUGGCAUUUUUUGCGGAAAUAUAUAUAAUGAUUAGCAAUCUAUUCAUACGAGAAGACUUUGUGAGAGAUUUUUGUUUUUGUUUUUAAUUGUGGGUGAAUAUUGUAAUAUGAAAAAAUUUGUAUGGUGAAAUUGAAAUAGAGUUAAUUAAUGAUGAAGAGAAGGAACGUUAAGGGGAGAGCGUUUAAUUUUUUACGAUCGAGGUGUGUAUUAUGAUUCUAAAAAAAAAUAAGUUAUGCUUUUUAUGUCUGAAA